AUGGCACUAAACCAGAUCGUGAAUCCCACCAUGUAUCCAUCUCCGACAAUUCCACGGCGUUUCAUGGUGAUAUCGCCUUUUAAAACCAUAAACCCCCAAUUUUCUCGCCACCCACCACACGCACUCUCUCGCAGACUCUUCCUUACUUCUGUUUGCUCGAUUUGGGAUGCCAUAACAGGAGGCGGCGACUCGAACCCCCGCGAAGCCAUUGCAGCGGUUCGAAACGGAAUGCAGCUUUUCAAAAAGGGUGAUGUGUCUGGAUCGGUGACAGAGUUCGACAAAGCUAUCGUGUUGGAUCCUCGGCAAAAGGCAUAUCUUUGGCAACGCGGGCUUUCUCUUUACUAUCUGGAUAGGUUUGAAGACGGUGCAGAGCAGUUCCGGUUAGAUGUUGCUCAGAACCCAAAUGACACAGAGGAGUCGAUUUGGUGCUUUCUCUGCGAGGCUCGACUCCACGGUGUUGAUAUUGCACGAAAACAGUUUCUUCAGGUUGGUAGAGAUUCUCGGCCUGUGAUGCGGGAAGCUUAUAACCUAUUCAAGAGCGGUGGUGAUCCUGAAAAGUUAGUUAAUGACUUCUCGAGCGGUCAAGCGAGUGAUUACUUCUAUGCGUCGCUGUAUGCAGGGCUCUACUAUGAAGCUGAGGGUAAAUCAGAAAAUGCAAAGUUUCAUAUAACCGCGGCUUGUGGAUCUCCAUAUGGGCAGAGGUUUGAUGAUUAUAUGGCUUCACUGGCUAAAGUUCACUGCCUUUGUAGAAACUGGAGCUCCGGUUUUGUUUGA
Microthlaspi erraticum is the source of this 774-nucleotide messenger RNA. The record is from the annotation of a GenBank genome assembly. Lineage: Eukaryota; Viridiplantae; Streptophyta; Magnoliopsida; Brassicales; Brassicaceae.